AUGCCUGAACCUUCCGCCGAUUCCCCUUCUUCCGCCCUCAAACCCUCUUCUUCCGCCUCGCCUUCCGCCUCCGCCUCCGCCUCCGCAUGCGCCCCCGCGCCUGCUCCCCCUGCGCGGAACGGUCUCGUUCUCCCCGGGCGCGCCUCUCUAGACACUCUUCAGGCCUCCCCCGCUCCCCCGCUCGCGCUGGCCAACCCCCGCCGAGUCUUCGCGCGGAGAAGCGCGAGCAGCGGGGAAAACCCCCCGGGGCUGUCCCUGAUCAACCGCCGAACCGCAGCUGCAGGCUCGGGGCGAGGCUUGGCGAGCAGGCGCGAGGUGCCGGGGCUGAACAGGCCUGGGAGGGGGCCGGGGGGGUUUAAACUAGAUAUGGGCGCGCUUCAGCGGAGCAGGGGGGAGCGGGAUUUCGCGCGGGAGGCGCAGGAGGCGCAGGCUAGGCGGGAUAAAUUCGCGUUUUUCGAGAAGGACUGUAGCAGAGUCUUGGAGCAUGUAUAUGUGGGGAGCGACUUUGUAGCGAGAAGCAGGGAGGUUCUUAAGGAGGCUGGGAUCACGCACGUGCUGAACUGCGUGGGGUUUGUGUGCCCCGAGUAUUUUCCCGAAGAGAUUAACUACAAGACGCUCUGGCUGCAGGACAACACGGGCGAGGACCUGGUGUGCGCCUUAUACGACGUGUUUGAUUACAUUGAAGAGGACAACACGGGCGAGGACCUGGUGUGCGUGUUAUACGACGUGUUUGAUUACAUCGAGGCCGUGAGGGAAGGUGACUGCCAACACUGCACACCCCGCACCUCUCCCUUCCCCCUAUCAGGACAACACGGGCGAGGACCUGGUGGAACUUCCUUGGGAAACGUGUUCGAGAGAGUCAAGGCGCUGAGAGCUGUAGCCAACCCCAACAUGGGGUUCACAUUCAUGCGCCCCUCCACCGCUCUCAACCCCCUCCCACCCCUUCCGACCCUCCUCCCCUCCCCCACAGGGCAUUCCCUUUGGACACGCGUUCAAGAGAGUGAAGGCGCUGAGAGCCGUGGCCAGCCCGAACAUGGGGUUCGCCUGCCAGCUGCUGCUGCUCCUGCUGCCACCGCUCUCAACCCCCUCCCACCCUCCCCUCCCCACAGGGCAUUCCCUUUGGACACGCGUUCAAGAGUGAAGGCGCUGAGAGCCGUGGCCAACCCGAACAUGGGGUUCGCCUGCCAGGUGCUGCUGCUCCUGCUGCCACGGCUCUCAACCCCCUCCCACCCUCCCCUCCCCACAGGGCAUUCCCUUUGGAGACGCGCUCAAGAGAGUGAAGGCGCUGAGAGCCGUGGCCAACCCGAACAUGGGGGCAUUCCCUUUGGAGACGCGCUCAAGAGAGUGAAGGCGCUGAGAGCCGUGGCCAACCCGAACAUGGGGUUCGCCUGCCAGCUGCUGCUGCCACCGCUCUCAACCCCCUCCCACUCUCCCCUCCCCACAGGGCAUUCCCUUUGGAGACGUGCUCAAGAGAGUGAAGGCGCUGAGAGCCGUGGCCAACCCGAACAUGGGGGCAUUCCCUUUGGAGACGCGCUCAAGAGAGUGAAGGCGCUGAGAGCCGUGGCCAACCCGAACAUGGGGUUCGCCUGCCAGCUGCUGCUGCUCCUGCUGCCACCACUCUCAACCCCCUCCCACCCUCCCCUCCCCACAGGGCAUUCCCUUUGGAGACGCGCUCAAGAGAGUGAAGGCGCUGAGAGCCGUGGCCAACCCGAACAUGGGGUUCGCCUGCCAGCUGCUGCUGCCACCGCUCUCAACCCCCUCCCACCCUCCCCUCCCCACAGGGCAUUCCCUUUGGAGACACGCGCUCAAGAGAGUGAAGGAGCUGAGAGCGGUGGCCAACCCGAACACGGGGGCAUUCCCUUUGGAGACGCGCUCAAGAGAGUGAAGGCGCUGAGAGCCGUGGCCAACCCGAACAUGGGGUUCGCCUGCCAGCUGCUGCUGCUCCUGCUGCCACCGCUCUCAACCCCCUCCCACCCUCCCCUCCCCACAGGGCAUUCCCUUUGGACACGCGCUCAAGAGAGUGAAGGCGCUGAGAGCCGUUGCCAACCCGAACAUGGGGUUCGCCUGCCAGCUGCUGCUGCUCCCCCUGCCACCGCUCUCAACCCCCUCCCAACAACACGACACCUGGGAACUUCCUUGGGAAACGUGUUCGAGAGAGUCAAGGCGCUGAGAGCUGUAGCCAACCCCAACAUGGGGUUCACAAUCAUGCGCCCCUCCACCGCUCUCAACCCCCUCCCACCCCUUCCGACCCUCCUCCCCUCCCCCACAGGGCAUUCCCUUUGGACACGCGUUCAAGAGAGUGAAGGCGCUGAGAGCCGUGGCCAGCCCGAACAUGGGGUUCGCCUGCCAGCUGCUGCUGCUCCUGCUGCCACCGCUCUCAACCCCCUCCCACCCUCCCCUCCCCACAGGGCAUUCCCUUUGGACACGCGUUCAAGAGUGAAGGCGCUGAGAGCCGUGGCCAACCCGAACAUGGGGUUCGCCUGCCAGGUGCUGCUGCUCCUGCUGCCACGGCUCUCAACCCCCUCCCACCCUCCCCUCCCCACAGGGCAUUCCCUUUGGAGACGCGCUCAAGAGAGUGAAGGCGCUGAGAGCCGUGGCCAACCCGAACAUGGGGGCAUUCCCUUUGGAGACGCGCUCAAGAGAGUGAAGGCGCUGAGAGCCGUGGCCAACCCGAACAUGGGGUUCGCCUGCCAGCUGCUGCUGCUCCUGCUGCCACCACUCUCAACCCCCUCCCACCCUCCCCUCCCCACAGGGCAUUCCCUUUGGAGACGCGCUCAAGAGAGUGAAGGCGCUGAGAGCCGUGGCCAACCCGAACAUGGGGGCAUUCCCUUUGGAGACGCGCUCAAGAGAGUGAAGGCGCUGAGAGCCAUGGCCAACCCAAACAUGGGGUUCGCCUGCCAGCUGCUGCUGCUCCUGCUGCCACCGCUCUCAACCCCCUCCCACCCUCCCCUCCCCACAGGGCAUUCCCUUUGGAGACGCGCUCAAGAGAGUGAAGGCGCUGAGAGCCGUGGCCAACCCAAACAUGGGGGCAUUCCCUUUGGAGACGCGUUCAAGAGAUUGAAGGCGCUGAGAGCCGUGGCCAACCCGAACAUGGGGUUCGCCUGCCAGCUGCUGCUGCUCCUGCUGCCACCGCUCUCAACCCCCUCCCACCCUCCCCUCCCCACAGGGCAUUCCCUUUGGAGACGUGUUCAAGAGAGUGAAGGCGCUGAGAGCCGUGGCCAACCCAAACAUGGGGGCAUUCCCUUUGGAGACGCGUUCAAGAGAUUGAAGGCGCUGAGAGCCGUGGCCAACCCGAACAUGGGGUUCGCCUGCCAGCUGCUGCUGCUCCUGCUGCCACCGCUCUCAACCCCCUCCCACCCUCCCCUCCCCACAGGGCAUUCCCUUUGGAGACGUGCUCAAGAGAGUGAAGGCGCUGAGAGCCGUGGCCAACCCAAACAUGGGGGCAUUCCCUUUGGAGACGUGCUCAAGAGAGUGAAGGCGCUGAGAGCCGUGGCCAACCCGAACAUGGGGUUCGCCUGCCAGCUGCUGCUGCUCCUGCUGCCACCGCUCUCAACCCCCUCCCACCCUCCCCUCCCCACAGGGCAUUCCCUUUGGAGACGCGCUCAAGAGAGUGAAGGCGCUGAGAGCCGUGGCCAACCCGAACAUGGGGGCAUUCCCUUUGGAGACGCGUUCAAGCGGGUGAAGGCGCUGAGGGCUGUAGCCAACCCCAACAUGGGGUUCGCCUGCCAGCUGCUGCAGUGGCAGACUCGCAUCCUCCCCGCCUCCGCCCUGGAUCCGCCCCCCACGCCUCAACCUUCUGCUCGUCCCCCUGCUGCUCCUGCUCCUGAUGCUUCUGAUGCGUCUGCUGCUUCCGCUACUUGUGGCGCCGGUGGUGCUGCUGAGGCAGAAGCAGCAGCAGCAGCAGCAGCAGCAGCAUCAGGAGGAAAAUUGCUGGCAGCGAGGGCCACAGGUGGUGGUGAUGACACAGCAGGGCAGGGAGCAGCAGCAGCAGCAGCAGCACUGCAUGUACCGCAACAGCCAGCACAGCCGUCAGUAGCAGAACCAGCACUGACAUCAGGGGCGGCCAUGGAAUCAGGGGUGGCAGAGGCGUCAGGGGCGGCGGGCAGCUGUCACAUGUACCGCAUGGCGCCGCACUCGCCUUACGACGCUCUGCACUUGGUGCCAAAAAUCACCGCCCUCUCCCGCCACUCCCUGGACCCACGAGGGGCCUUCAUUGUGCAGAUACGGACAAAAGUGUACUGUUGGCGGGGCAGGGAGUGCUACCCGCUCAUGGCCAAGCAGGCCCUCGCAGCUGCCGCCCAGAUCAUCAAGUACGAACGCCUGGGGGAGGUGGCAUCUGCAGGCUGGGAGGUGGCAUCUGCAGGCGGGGAGGUGGCAUCUGCAGGCAGGGAAGUGGCAUCUGCUGGUGGUGGGGAGGUGGUAUCUGCAGGAGGGGAGGUGGCAUUUGGGGAAGGUGGGUCCUGUGAGCAGGGAUUGCAGCAGCCCUAG
Messenger RNA from Closterium sp. Naga37s-1, 4488 nucleotides. Lineage: Eukaryota; Viridiplantae; Streptophyta; Zygnematophyceae; Desmidiales; Closteriaceae. The record is from the annotation of a GenBank genome assembly.